UUGCCAGCAGCGACGGUGGGACGCCGCCUUCCAGGCCCAGCCAAUGAGAAGGAAGACUGCUGUCCCAAUGAGCGCUUCGGUCUGCUUCCGGCAUUCUGCGUGCUGCCUAGGCGACGGGCCGGAUGAUUCCAAAGAGGGCGGGGGGAGGGGCUGCGAUACUUGGAGUUCAUAAGCUUUAAAAAAAAAAGAAACGCGGGAUCUCCCCGUGUCUCCCCCGACUCCUCCGUGAGAGUGGAUCCGCCUGAGGAGCGCUGGGGGUCGCUGCGAGCCGAAGCGCCGCGAACUUCCAGGAACCCGGGGCUUCUACGUCCCUGCCGCCGCUCUCAGGGGGCCGGCGGUUCUCCCGACGAAGCCAGCAGGGAGACAGCGGGCUCGGUCAACAGAGAUGAAACGGAGGAGGCUAUAGCUCACCUUUAAGAUGGAAAAUUUUAUUCUUUAUGAAGAGAUUGGAAGGGGAAGCAAGACUGUUGUUUAUAAAGGACGAAGGAAAGGAACGAUUAAUUUUGUAGCCAUUCUUUGUACUGAUAAAUGCAAAAGACCUGAAAUAACCAACUGGGUUCGCCUUACCCAUGAAAUUAAACACAAGAAUAUAGUCACUUUUCAUGAAUGGUAUGAAACCAGCAACCACCUCUGGCUUGUAGUAGAACUAUGCACAGGUGGUUCUUUAGAACUGGUUAUUGCUCAAGAUGAACACCUUCCUGAAGAUGUAGUGAGAGAAUUUGGGAUUGACUUGGUGACUGGAUUACAUCAUAUUCAUAAACUUGGAAUUCUCUUCUGUGAUCUUUCUCCUGGGAAGAUCCUCUUGGAAGGGCCUGGCACAUUGAAAUACAGUAAUUUUAGCUUGGCCAAAGCAGAAGGUGAAAAUUUGGAAGAGUUCUUUGCUUUGGUGGCAUCAGAAGAAGGUGGAGGUGAUAGUGAGAAUACACAGAGAAGAUGUAUGAAAAGUAGAAUCAAAGGUUCUCCCAUCUACACUGCUCCGGAAGUUAUUAAGGGGAUGGAUUUCUCCAUAGCAAGCGAUCUGUGGUCUUUGGGUUGUCUGCUCUAUGAAAUGUUUUCAGGAAGACCACCAUUCUUCUCAGAAAGUUUUUCUGACUUAGUUGAACAGAUUUUAUAUCAAGACCUUUUGCCACCUACACCAAAAGAUAGUACUCUUCCUGAAGCAUCUUCUGAAUUUGUUAAUUUACUUGAUGGAUUACUUCAAAAAGAACCUCAAAAAAGAUUGACUUGGGCAGGUGUAUUACAGCAUGCGUUUUGGAAGGAAGCUUUUAAUAGAAAAGACCGUGACUCUCCAAACACCCAGGAUGCCAGUUUCAGAAAAAUCAUGGAGCAUUCUUUACCUGAAGAAUGUGAAGAGCUGUUGAAAAGCACAGAGAAUGUGCAGACUACAGGGGUGAACAUCAGCCAACAAUUUAACAAGUCUUUUAAACUAGAAAAUCCAGCAGAGUUGCGGCCCAAGAGUGCUCUUGGAAGUGGUCAAUUGAAUGAAUCUAUAUUUCUUCUCAGUUCUCGCCCUACUCCUAGAACCAGCACUACAGUAGGAUUGGGCCAUUCUGGUGUUGUAACCCAUAAACCCUCCCUGCAGGCUUCUCCUUCCAUGGAGGUGAAAAAUCCAUAUUUAUCUCAGCAAGACAUAGAGUCCAGAAUGAAGGAGCUUAUCUAUACUGAUGCUGACCUCAUUGUGACUCCAAUAAUUGAUAAUCCAAAGAUAAUGAAACAACCACCCAUUAGAUUUGAUGUGAAAAUGCUACAUUUGCCAGCACAUACAGUUGAGAAGUUAAUAUUAUUAAAGGAACAAGACUGGCAUGAGUUUUUACAACAAGUCUGUUCCCAGCUGGACACCACUGAGAAGAGCACAGCAGCCUCACGGACUAAACUCAAUCUGCUUUGCUACCUGUGCACUGUUGCCAACCACAAGGAAGUAGCCACAAAGCUGAUCCACUCACCACUGUUGCCCUUGCUAAUCCAGCAGCUCCGAGCAGCUCCAAAUUGGGAUAUACGGACCAAGGUUGCCCGGGUGAUUGGAUUGCUGGCAUCUCAUACAACUGAACUGCAAGAAAAUGUGCCUGUCACUGAGGCAGUUACUCUCUUAACUGAACUAAUUAGGGAAAACUUCAGGAACAGCAAAUUAAAACAGUGCCUUUUACCGACCCUUGGGGAACUCAUCUACCUUGUAGCUAGUCAGGAAGAAAAAAAAGAGCACCCUAGAGAAUCCUGGGCUGUUCCCUUGGCUGCUUACACUGUGCUAAUGAGAUGCUUACGGGAAGGGGAAGAACGCAUUGUGAAUCAUAUGGCAGCAAAGAUUAUCGAGAAUGUCUGCACUACCUUUUCUGUCCAAGCCCAGGGCUUUAUUACAGGAGAAAUUGGACCAGUUUUAUGGUACCUCUUCAAACAUUCCACGAUAGACUCCCUAAGGAUAACAGCUAUAUCGGCUCUAUGCAGAAUCACACGCCAUUCCCCUAACGCUUUCCAGAAUGUGAUUGAAAAGGUGGGCUUGACUUCAGUCAUCAACUCCUUGGCAUCUGCCAUCUGCAAAGUGCAGCAGUACAUGUUGACCUUGUUCACUGCUAUGUUGUCGUGUGGAAUUCACCUCCAGAGACUCAUUCAAGAAAAGGAUUUUGUUACCACCGUUAUCCGUCUGUUUGACAGUCCUUCCACUUCCAUUCGAGCAAAAGCUUUUCUGGUCCUUUUAUAUGUUUUGCUCCAUAACCGAGAGAUGUUGCUUCUUGGUUGCCAAGCAAGACUGGUGAUGUACAUUGAAAGAGACAGCAGAAAGGCCACACCAGGAAAGGAGCAGCAAAGCGGCAAUGAGUACCUGUCAAAAUGCCUGGAUCUUCUCAUCUAUCACAUUGUGCAGGAACUGCCAGGAAUUCUGGGUGAUGUUCUCAAUGCAUUGGCUAAUGUUUCUGGCCGCAAACAUCCAUCUACGGUACAGGUUAAGCAGCUGAAGAUCUGUCUUCCAAUGAUGCCUGUAGUGCUUCACCUUGUGACCUCACAGGUAUUUCGCCCUCUAGUUGUAACUGAGGAGUUUCUUUUCAGUUGUGGCACUUUGCUUAAUCAUAUUAAGUCCAUAGACUCAGGAGAGACCAAUAUAGAUGGAGCCAUAGGUCCAACAGCAUCAGAAGAAUUGAUCAAGAUUACUUUAUUAGCUUUUGAAGCAGUAACACAACAUCCAGCCUUGCUGACGCAUUUUCGCUCCACGGUCGUGGACUAUAUCCUCCCACCCUUGGUCUCUUUGGUUCAAAGUCAAAAUGUGGAAUGGAGACUCUUCAGUUUGCGGUUGUUGUCAGAAACCACAUCAUUGCUUGUCAGCCAUGAAGUUGUGGCGGAGGAGAAGGAGGAGAGCCUGAAUUCCAACACCAAGCUUCUGUCUCUGAUUAGAGAUGUACUGCUUCCACAGUAUGAGCAUGUCCUCAUGGAACCUGACCCUGUACCAGCGUACGCUCUGAAGCUGCUGGUAGCUAUGACUGAACAUAAUCCAGCUUUUACCAGCCUUGUUGAAGAAAGCAAACUGAUCCCAGUUCUUUUUGAAGUAAUUCUGGAACACCAGGAAAGCAUUCUGGGGAACACCAUGCAGAGUGUCAUCGCCCUACUCAACAAUCUGGUUGCUUAUAAAGAGUCGAAUAUGAAGCUGCUCUAUGAACAAGGGUUGGUCCGUCACAUGUGCAGUCUUUUAAUUGAAACCUCAGCCCUGUACCUGGACAUGGACAACAAGAACAACAUCAAGACCGCCAAUGCUUUGCUGUUUUCCCUGCUUGACAUUCUGCACUGCAUGCUCAUCUACACAUCUAACAUCGUUCGGAUGACACUACAGGCCCAGAAGAAUGGUACAGGAGGGGACACUCAGGCUGCUGAAGACCUUCUGCUUGUUAAUAAACCUCUGACAGACCUAAUUAGCUUGCUUAUUCAGCUGCUUCCCAGCGGAGAUCCUGAGAUAUUUGAGGUUUCGUCAAGGUGCCUGUCGGUGUUAGUUCAGCUGUACGGAGGAGACAACGCAGACAGUAUGUCUCCAGAAAAUAUGGACAGCUUUGCUGAAUUACUGAAGUCCAAGAAGGAUCCCAAGGAACAAAAGCUGCUAUUGAGAGUCAUAAAAAGGCUGAUCACUUCAAAUGAGAAGCACUUGGAGAGCCUGAAGAAGGAUGGUACUGCUCUUAUCCGCUCGCUGGAGGCCUUGGCCCCACCUACCAGCCCCCAUGAGAACGUUGUUGUUUCCUUGGCUAAAGAAAUUCUCGAAAUAGUUGGACACCAAAAAUGAAGGCAACCCGGGGGGUCUUCAGCAGCACCGCCCUGCUGUGCCUCCAGGAUGAGGACCCACCACUGAUGUCAGGGCGCACUGGCCGCAGUCACCUCCAAACCUCAGGGCCAUCAAGAAUGGAUUCAGAAAGUGUCUUUAAGGGCAAGUGCAGUGAGGUCAGCACUUUGCUAAGUCACCCUGUGAAGGUCACUUUGGCAUUCUAGGCACCAUGAAACGCAUGGACAAAUAAAGAGUUGGGUGUCUGAGGCCUUUUGUCCUUUCUUCCUCCCUCCCCUCCCCUGGGGACAGGUGCAAAAGUGAGCUCCCUAGAAGGCCUUUGGAAGCUGGUUUGAGGUUUACUCUUUCUCCCCCUUGUUUGGAUUUCUGGGAU
Dromiciops gliroides (monito del monte) is the source of this 4622-nucleotide messenger RNA. RefSeq names its product unc-51 like kinase 4 (gene ULK4). Gene Ontology annotation, molecular function: ATP binding; protein kinase activity. The transcript is spliced from 37 exons. Bases 419 to 4252 code for a protein of 1277 amino acids. The record is from RefSeq and is a predicted model, not a curated record. Gene Ontology annotation, biological process: protein phosphorylation. NCBI's taxonomy places the organism in Eukaryota, Metazoa, Chordata, Mammalia, Microbiotheria, Microbiotheriidae.